Molecule: messenger RNA, 4921 nt
Organism: Cyprinodon tularosa
Lineage: Eukaryota; Metazoa; Chordata; Actinopteri; Cyprinodontiformes; Cyprinodontidae
Product: formin-2
Exons: 18
Coding region: 121-4602 (1493 amino acids)
Biological process (GO): intracellular transport; actin nucleation
Cellular component (GO): actin filament; cytoplasm; endoplasmic reticulum membrane
Molecular function (GO): microtubule binding
Source: RefSeq, a predicted model, not a curated record
CCAGAGACGAAGACAGACAUCCAUUUGUGUUUUCUUCAGUCAGCACUAAACUAGAAACCAGGAUCCAGCAUUAAGCAUCCUUGGCAGCAUUCCUUUCUUCUGGAUGAAGUAGAAGUGGACAUGAUGCACACUAUAAAGACGGUGGAAACCCAGGUUCCCUUUCUUAAGGAGAGUUUUUUUACUUCAACCUUUAAAGGCAGGAGGAAGAGUAGUGUGACCCACAUCCUCCAUAAACAGCAAUCACUCUUAGAUCAACAGCAGUGCAUUAUAGAGCACCAGCAGCUAAUUCCUAAGCAGCUUCCCCCUAGUUCAGUGGAAAAUGGAGCAGAACAACAGAGCUCCGAGCAUCAGCGGCUUGCUCGCUCGAUCAGCAACCCAUUAUGUAAGACGCUGGAGCCUACACAAGCACAUGGGGACAGAAAGGAGGGGCUAAAGGAGAGAAGGGAUCAGAGAAUGAGUGAGGCUUUGCAUGGGAGGAGGAAGGGAGAGCCUGUGGCUGACAGUGCCAGUCUCCUCCUACUUUCAUCAUCAUCAUCAUCAGGAGUAGCUGUGCUGGGGGAGCCAGCAUCAUCUUCACAUCUGCUACCAACUGUGGGGAGUAAACAGCAAGGCUUAACUAUCUCUGGAAAAACUUGGAUCAAACAAGUACCACCAUCCUUGAGGGUCGAAGGGGAACCCCAGAAUCCCCAACCUCAGGCCCAGCAGCAUGGCCUGUUAGCCAAGGGUGUUCGCCUAUUAAGGAAUAUGGGGAACCAGGAGACCAAGCAGAAGAAAGGAGGAGGAAAUGGUUCAGCUGUAGUGGAUGCCAGAUGUGAUGGGGAACCCGAUGAAAGAGAUGUGGACAAACAAUCCAAAAAGGCCAACAAUAAGGCAAGUAAAGGAGGAGAACAGAAUGCCAAGAAGAAAAUAAAGCCAGAAUCAAAAGGCUCUGUGUUUUCUGGUAUGAAGAUUAGGAAAAGUUUAUCUAAAGCAAAAGGCUUGUCUAAGGAUGACACAUUAGAAGCUUUGAAAUCAGCACAUGUUGGCAAAGAUGAGUUCAAGCUUGGUGCAGAGGAAAGUUUCUCACCUGACGAGCUGGGAAUGGUGUCUGAUGUUGAGGGAGAUCUUAGCCAUUUGACUGCAGACAGUCCACAAUCGGACACUGGCCAGAAGACAAGUUCAGGAUCAGAUGCUGACCUUUACAGUUUUCACUCAGCUGCAGCUGAAACUGAUGAUCUUUUGUCUGAUAUCCAGCAGGCCAUUCAAGAAAAAUGUAUAGAUACCACCAGGAUAUUAGAAACAGUGCCAAGAUCUAUGUGUGAAGGGCUGAAAGGGACUGUAGACUCAUAUACUAAUGCAGCUCAACAACUACUUACUCUGGAAAAGGACAAUUUGUCUCAAUCUGAAAGUGCACCCAAAGAAAUUUCUAAAGCAAUCAAGAAUAAAUGUCCAGACAUACCCUUAAACAUACCGUUAUCCAAAAACUCAUCAAGUGAAAGUGAAGCACCAUCCUCUGUUUUAGACUUGGAAGUAAGCGGCAGUAGUAUUCUCCCACAAACUAACAGUGAUUACAGCCUCCAGGACACUACAGGAACUACUUCAUAUGAGAGUGCAGAGGAGCCCCAGGAUGAUCAAGAAAGCCCUGAUGAUAUAGCUCAAGAGCAAAGUCAAGAUCACCCUGCAACACAAAGUAGAACCACAUGUGUACCAUGUGUUUAUUUAGAUGCUGUAUCUCCUGGAAGAAACGCAGCCGGGACUCACAAGAGUGCCAGCAGUUUGGACCUCUCACUUGCAAUAGAUGAGGAAAGUGUUAGACCGGACUUUUUGCCACUCAGUUUGAGAAAGAGCAGCAUGUCUAUUAGUCACCUGUCGACUGAUUAUAUUCCUGCAUCCUUGACAAGACGAACAUCCGCAACCUCUCCCUCAACUGUAAAACUCUACCCUCCAGUCCAUCCAUCAUAUGUCAAGACCACCACCAGACAGCUCACCUCUCCAGUUGGCUCCCCCAUAACUAGUCCCAAUGUGCCCAGGAAAAGGGAUGCCCUCGCUCCAUCGUUAGAUUUCAACAGGCCUGAUUGGUCUGAAAAGCGUGAGCAUAGAUCAAGCUCUGUUACAGGACCCCAUAGAGUCUCUGGAGACUGGUCAGCAGAUUUGGACUUGGGAGAAAGUCAGACUACCGUGGCAAAGUCUCCAGAGCAGGACACUACAGAAAAAUGUCACCCAGCAGGGAAUUAUUGGACCCUUGGCUCCAAGAGGGCACAUUAUGGAAAGAGAACCUCCAGCACACCUUACCUAGAUGUCUUUUCUGGUCAGACUCUGUUGGAAAAGCUUUGCGUGCACCAAGGAGAUGGGGCCGCAGAAGAUGAGGUGAAGGAUAUGUGUCACCGAAUGCUGGUCUAUGGUCUGCUGCACCCCUUCAGUGACAGCAACACAGAGCAGCACAGUGAUGGGACUGUGUCUGCAGUCUUUAGUGAGGAGCAGUUGUAUACGUGGGCAUCCAUAGGCCUGCCAGUGUCUUCCCAUCUGUGGGAGCUUUAUGGAAGAGGUCUGAGAUCCACUUUGCAUCGUUCAUCAUCCAAACCAUGCGGUACCCUGCACUUUCAGACAGAAUCUAGCAGGUUGAAGUCUGGCCCGUCAUCUUCAGAGGAUGAAAGCAGUCUCAUCCCUCAGCUGGAGAAGAAAAUUGAGGACUUGCAGAACAAGAUUGCUGUUCUUCAGAGCCAUCGACCCUCUUUGGCAAAGAGCACGGAGGAUAAUGUAUCAGUUUUGGGAAAUGCCCGCCCAAAGGCUUUGCAGAAAAAAGGAGAAAAAGUGGAGGCAUCUGUUCAAACUUCACCUGUGGAUGAGGGUUUUAAGUUUAAUGUACGUUUGAAUGGAGGAAUUGGUAGCAACUUAUCUUCAGUCACAUCCUCAAGCAUCAAGGCUACAGAAAGCUUUGUGUGCACCUGCAAAGAGAGGCAGCAAAAAAGUAUCAUACCAGGUCCUCCCCAUCCCAUCUCAGCAGCCAUGCCGCCUCCACCUCCCCCACCUCCGCCUCCUAUCUCAGGAGCCAUGCCUCCUCCUCCUCCUCCUCCACCUCCUGCACCUGGUUUUGGUCCUUGUCCACCACCACCACCUCCACCACCAGGCUUUCGGCCACCACCUCCACCCCCUCCUCCACCUGGAGUAGGACUACCUCCUCCUCCACCUCCCCCACCGGGAAUGGGACCCCCUCCUCCACCAGGAAUGUGCCCCCCUCCACCAGGCUGCAUCCCACCACCUCCGGGUCCCAUUCCUUCUCUGAUGGUUCAGGAAACAUCCCCUGCCAAAGCUAUGAUAGAGCCCCCCAAGCCAAUGAAGCCACUCUACUGGACCCGCAUUCAGCUGCAUGCAAAAAAAAACCCUGGACCACUGGUGUGGGAAAAAAUAGAGGAGCCAACUAUUGAUUUCGGAGAAUUUGUGGAUCUGUUCUCUAAAAGUGCUGUGAAGAAGAAAAAGAAGCCAAUUUCAGAUACAAUCAGCAAAUCAAAGGCCAAACAGGUGGUAAAAUUGUUAAGCAACAAGCGUUCGCAAGCUGUUGGGAUCCUGAUGUCCAGCAUUCAUCUAGAUAUGAAGGACAUCCAGAAUGCUGUCCUAAAUAUGGACAACGGUGUUGUUGAUCUGGAGACCCUGCAAGCACUUUAUGAAAAUAGGGCUCAGAAUGACGAGAUUGAUUCCAUUAAAAAGCACAUGAAAUCCAACCAAGACAAGGACGAUGCAAAGCCUCUGGACAAGCCUGAACAAUUUCUAUUCCAGUUAUCCCAAAUUCCCAAUUUCUCCCAGCGGGUCUUCUGCAUCUUGUUUCAAUCAACCUUUCAUGAGUGCAUCACCUCAGUUUUGCGUAAAAUUGAAAUUCUGCAAAGAGUAUGCAAGACUUUACAGAGCAGUGAGGCCGUGUUGCAGGUGCUUGGCCUUGUAUUGGCAUUUGGCAACUUCAUGAAUGGAGGUAAUCGUUCCCGUGGACAGGCUGAUGGGUUUUCCUUGGACAUCCUGCCAAAACUAAAGGAUGUUAAAAGCAGUGAUAACUCCACAAGUCUUUUGUCUUACAUUGUUGCUUACUAUCUGAAGCACUUUGAUGAGGAUGCUGGCAAAGACACGUCCCUCUACCCUCUGCCUGAGCCCCAGGACCUUUUUCAAGCCUCCCAGAUGAAAUUUGAAGAUUUUGAAAGAGAUCUACGCAAGCUGAAGAAAGACCUUAAUGCAUGCUUUGAUGAAACCGAUAAAGUCUGCAAGGUUUCAUCUGAAGAAAACCUGCAACCAUUCAAAGUCAAAAUGAAUGACUUUCUAACACAAGCAAAGACUGACCUGGAAACGCAGGAAAAGCAGCUAGCUGACACCCACAGGAUCUUUUUGGAGCUGAGUGUGUCCUUCUCUGUAAAACCCAAGGCAGGAGAGAAAGAAGUCUCUCCCAACACAUUAUUUUCUAUUUGGCACGAGUUUUCUUCAGAUUUUAAGGAACAGUGGAAGAAGCAGAACAAGCUACUAUUACAGGAACGGGUGAAAAAGGCAGAGGAGAGCUUCAAACAGGCCAGGCAGAAGGCCACCUAUAACGUUACAACCAAAAACGCAACUGGAAUAAAAGCAAAGCUGCGUAAGAAGAUCUGAAUUAAGAAAAAGGAUAAUCAUCUCGAAGAUAUUUGCACUGACAAGAUCUGGCUUCAGAAGUUUAAAAAAUGAGUUUGUCUGCAAACACCUACAUUGUUUUAGAGAUGUCUUCAUAGAACAUUUUCUGAUCAAAAUGAAAAAAGAAAAACAAUUCCAUGGGCUUAAUUAUAAAAUGUCCAUUUUUAAUACAUUUUUUUAAACUUUGGUAUAAUUGUCUUCCCACUUUUGUGUGAAAUUUUCCUGCCAUAUGUGUAUACAGAAAAUGCAUCAUGGUGUGGUGAAAAGCAAAAAAUCUCGAUUUCUUUAAAAAAAAAAAAAA